AUGGAGGACGACGUCAAAUACAACGACAUGAAGAAGGAUGACCUGGCCACUCUGGAGGCGGCCGUGUCCCGCCCGAUCGCCGGGGUGAGCGACGAGAUCAGACUUGCCCAGCUUGGCCAUAAACAGGAGCUCAACCGUGGCUUCUCUGUCUUGGCCCUCGGCUCACUCGUAUUAUGUCUCAUGGCCACCUGGGAAGCUCUGUCUACCGUCAUCUCUUCGGCGCUGGUAAGCGGUGGACCUCCUUGUCUCUUCUACAACUACAUCCUCGCAUUCAUUGGCACCAUGGCGAUUGUCUUGUCUCUGUCGGAGAUUUGCUCGAUCUAUCCGACUGCCGGCGGUCAAUAUCACUGGGUCGCUGUUCUUGCCCCUCCAGAGCGGCGAGCAGCCGUCUCUUGGGCUGUCGGUUGGAUCAGUGUCAGUGGGCAGAUUGUCCUUACAGCUUCAGCUGCUUUCGCCGCUGGCCUUCAGUUCCAAUCGCUCAUUGCGAUCUCGGAUGAGACAUACGACCGCCCCCGCUGGCAGGGCAUGCUCUUUUACUGGGCAGUCGUCGUCUAUGCCACCGUUGUCAACAUCUUUGGUGUCAAACUCUUGCCAAACGUCAAUCUAGUCGCUGGCGUGCUGCACAUUGCUGGCCUUGCCGCCAUCAUGGUUACGCUUGGUGUCAUGAGUGAGAAAAACACGCCGGAUUUCGUGUUUACAGAAGUCGUUAACAGCAGCGGCUGGGCCAACGACGGCAUUUCUUGGCUCAUUGGCCUCCAGAGCGCCGUCUUUCCCAUGCUCGGUUACGAUGCAGCAUGCCAUCUCGCCGAAGAGCUACCCAACGCCAGCCGAAACGUCCCUAUUGCUAUGCUUGGAGGCACUGCAGUCAAUGGCGUGCUUGGCUUCGCCUACGCGAUCCUCCUUCUCUUCUCGACGAGCCCUCUCGAUGCUUUGCUCAGCACUCCGACAGGCUUCCCCUUCAUGCAGAUCUUCCUUGAUGUUACUGGGUCCAAAGCUGGUUCCAUCGUCAUGUCCUUGAUUCCGUGCAUUCUCGCUACAGUUGGUGGGAUCGCCGGACUGGCCUCGGCAUCGCGGACUCUGUGGGCCUUUGCCCGAGAUGAAGGUCUACCUUUCGCGUCAUACUUCAGCCACGUCCAGCCCAAAGUCCAGGUCCCGGUCCGAGCUGUGGUGGUCGUCUCCGUACUUCAGCUUCUGCUCGGCCUCUUGUACUUGGGCAACGUUACCGCCUUUAAUGCGGUCCUCUCACUGUCGAUCAUCUGCUCCUACCUGUCGCACAUUAUGCCGAUCUAUUACAUGGUCGUUCGUGGGAGGCCAACGAUGGAACGCAGCAGAUAUGGCGCCUUUGUCUUGUCCAAGUUCAUGGGCAAUGCUAUCAACAUCGUUGCCAUUAUGUGGAUCAUCCUCGUGGUUGUGUUCAGCUUUUUCCCACUCACCAUGCCUGUCACGCCCGACAACAUGAAUUACUCCUUGGUGGUGCUUGUUGGGUGGCUCAUCUUUGGACUGGGGUACUAUUACCUCGGGGGUGGAAACCGGAAGUAUCAGGUGCCUUACCACGAUCUGGCUGUAGAGGACCAUGAGUGAGGAGAAACAGGACUACGAUUAGUAGGUGUAGGGCCGGGGUCAUGACAGG
Microdochium trichocladiopsis is the source of this 1630-nucleotide messenger RNA. Its product is annotated as amino acid permease. The transcript is spliced from 4 exons. Lineage: Eukaryota; Fungi; Ascomycota; Sordariomycetes; Xylariales; Microdochiaceae. Gene Ontology annotation, cellular component: membrane. The record is from RefSeq and is a predicted model, not a curated record. The coding region runs from base 1 to 1581 and encodes 526 amino acids. Gene Ontology annotation, molecular function: transmembrane transporter activity. Gene Ontology annotation, biological process: transmembrane transport.